UUAGCAUUUUUUGGUGAAUGCUGUUUCUGUAGGAUGCAUUACUGCAGCACACGUGCAGGCGUUCAGGGCCGGAGCUUCAGAGAUGUACUGUUCUCUGGAUACGCUGCAGACGGAGGCAUGUUCAUGCCAGAGACCAUCCCGUCACUGUCUCCUGAAACACUGCUCACGUGGAGCCGUCUGUCCUACCAGCAGCUGCUGUGUGAGAUCUGCUCCCUCUACAUCCCUGAGCAGGAGAUACCGCGACAUGAUCUAGAGGGGCUCAUUUCCCAGGCACUGUCUAGCUUCUCCAUACCUGAAGCUGUGAGACUGGUUCAGCUAAAUGACUCGUUGUGCAUCCUGGAACUGUUUCAUGGAGAAACGCUUGCGUUUAAGGAUCUGGCCAUGUCCUGUACCUCUCAGUUCCUGCAGUACUUCCUGCGCAAAGAUGGCAAACGGGCCACAAUACUAGUUGGUACGUCGGGCGACACGGGCGGCUCGGCCAUCAGAAGUGUGUUGGGUCUCAGUGAGGUGGACAUAGUGGUGGUGUUUCCCCACAGACGCAUCACCAGAGUACAGGAACGACAGAUGACCACCAACAUAGCGGACAAUGUCCAUGUGUUUGCAGUCAAAUAUUGCAUGUCAGCCGUGUGCCGUGACCCUCUCUGUGUGUUUGUAACUGCAGCUGACGGGACGUCUGAUGACAUCGACGUUCCUCUGAGGAAACUGUUUGCGGAUCCAGACCUGGUGAUUAGUCAUGGUCUCAUGAGUCUGAACUCUGUGAACUGGUCCAGGAUCCUGGUCCAGCUGGCACACUUCCUGUUCGCAUACCUUCAGCUGAGCGUGCCGCAGGCCAAAGAAGACGCUCUGCCCGUGCUUGAGGUGCUGGUGCCCACAGGAGGAGCGGGAAACAUUACAGCUGGAUACAUUCUGAAGCUGAUGGGAAUCCCUCUGCGUCUCGUGGCCGUGGUCAACUCCAACGACAUCGUCCACCGCGCACUCCAGAGCGGAGAUUUCUCUAUGUCCGACUCUGUCAAGCAAACUCUUGCUCCUGCCAUCGACAUCCAGGACCCAUAUAACAUGGAGCGCGUGUUCUGGCUGCUGUCUGGUCGAGAUGGAGUGAUGAUUAAGAGUUUGAUGGAGGAGUUUCAGAGGACACACAAACUUACUCUUCCUGAGUCACUCCAUCAGCAGUUGUGUGAGGUGUUGUCAUCCGGGUCGGUGUCUGAUGACGGGAUACUGGAGGCCAUGAGGAGAUGCUGGCAGGACAAUCACUAUCUCAUCUGUCCGCAUACAGCUGUAGGUGUGUGGCAGCACUAUCACACACCCAUCAGACCCGGAGAAAAAAGAUGCUGCAUAGCGACCGCAUCACCUGCUAAGUUUCAGGAGGUUGUGCAGAAGGCUGGUUUGACCCUUGACCUCCCUGAAGCAGUGCAGCUGUUAGACACGCUGGAGACACGCUAUGAAGUUCUGGAGCGAUCGGACGACUGGGAGUCCAGGCUGAGACGACACAUAGAGUCCAUCAGCUCAAUGAGACGACUCGGAGCAGCAGCAGAGACCAGAGAUUGACAUGGAGAUGAUUUGAUGAGCAUUUCAAAUGCAGGAGUAUCCCAUUUGUUUUCAACACCAGAAAGACUCGCAGCACUUUUUGAUCAAGAAUGUCAUGUUCUGAAGUU
Messenger RNA from Carassius carassius (crucian carp), 1652 nucleotides. It is a transcript of the gene thnsl2, whose product is annotated as threonine synthase-like 2. Bases 34 to 1545 code for a protein of 503 amino acids. Gene Ontology annotation, biological process: dephosphorylation; 2-oxobutyrate biosynthetic process. The transcript is spliced from 8 exons. NCBI's taxonomy places the organism in Eukaryota, Metazoa, Chordata, Actinopteri, Cypriniformes, Cyprinidae. Gene Ontology annotation, molecular function: pyridoxal phosphate binding. The record is from RefSeq and is a predicted model, not a curated record.